CACAGGAGAACAUCGCAAAAGCCCAGCGACGAGCUGUAUCGCGACUUCAAGGCCAACUUCCCCGAACUGUCCGCCGCCACCACCUCUCCAGCCUCCAGUGCACCGGCGCCGGCGCACGCUCAGGCACAGCCGCUCGCAGAAGCCCUCGAUGUCCCGCCGAAGCCGCGCUCUCUCGACACUCAGCCGCACGAUAUCAACGAUGCAGACCCCACUCCACGCCCUUCCAACGAGCCGUGGAAUUUUGGAACUUCAGGCCUCACACCAUCACUAAUGGAUCCAAACAAUCCCAACUUCAACAUGUUCGCCAACCCCAUGUCGGCCUACUACACGCCCACGCCCGGUGCCUCCAAUCCUCUCUAUCACAACCAAGCCGGCGACCUUCAUACACCCACCUUCGCCAUGGGACUGGGCACCCCUCUGUCCAUGCCCACCUCGGAAGGUGCCUUGCAUGCUGGCCAGCAGACCGCACCCUUCGAUGCCUUCCACGCACAUCUCCCGCAACACAUGCAACCUCACCAAUUCCAAAAUGUCAAUCCCUUCCACAUGCAUCAACAACAAGCCUUUCCUCCAGCGCACUUUACCCAUCAACCGUCCUUUGAGUCGAUCGAGGGCCCGGUCGGAGAAUCGCCCAUCGACGACAUGGGUCUGGACAUGGGCUUGCCACCCCAGCACCAAUCGCCGGACCUUCUAUUUCGCCCUCCAAACCUUCCAAACACGAUGCGGCCACCUCCGCUACAUCCGUCCGCCGAGAAAUUUCGAUACCAUGUCACGCUGAACGCGCCGACGGCGAUGAUCAAGCAUGCAGACGAAAUUCCCGUGACAUACCUGAAUAAGGGCCAGGCGUACACACUUAACGUCGUCGAUACCCAUGCUCAACCGACUGCACCAGCCACAAAAUACCGCACCUUUGUACGCGUAUCCUUUGAAGACGAGCAGCAACGGCAGAAGCCUGCAGCUUGCUGGCAGCUGUGGAAAGAAGGCCGCGGAACGAAUGAGGCGCAUCAAAGAGGUGGCCGUCUGCAAGCCGUCGAAUAUGUCGACUCCGGUCACAUGGGAGGUGCAGAAGAUCCCACGAAACCAAGAGUCGACCUCGAAUGCUCCUCUUUCGAUGGCUUCUGCGUGACGUGGAGUCCAGCCGCGGGCGCAUCUGAGUGCCCGAUUUCUGUUCGAUUCAACUUCUUGUCGACCGAUUUCAGCCAUUCAAAAGGCGUCAAGGGCAUUCCCGUUCGACUUUGCGCGAAGACGGAAGCCAUCGAGGAGUCGACGACGCCUACCGGUCCGGAAGUCUGCUACUGCAAAGUCAAGCUUUUCAGAGAUCAUGGCGCCGAACGAAAAUUGUCCAACGACGUGGCCCACGUCAAGAAGACCAUUGACAAACUCAACCAACAGAUUGCGCAGAUCGAAUCUGGAAUGCGCGACCUUGGCAAGCGAAAACGCGCAGGUUCCGUCGCGAAAGGCCUUGACAACCGACCUGGAAAGGUUCCGAAACACAGAAGGACCUGGUCAAUGACUUCAGGGACCUCGAACGGCGGCAGAGGCAGCGCCGAAGAAGAUUUGCACAUGAAACUCAUGACACUGCAAGAUAUGUUCACUUCUACCAGACCUGCAAGUGUGCUCUAUCUGCGCGGUGAAGAUGGUGAUGAUCCAGAUCUUCAACCGGUCAAGCUCUCGGGAGAAAUUGAGCUGGUCAGGACCGAUUCUGCAGACACGAGUUGGGAGAGAAACAGCGAUGAAAAGGGAUCCUCCGUCGUCUCGCCCACUCCAAGCAACAAUUCGUUGAUCGGCAGCAGAAAAGACUCCACGAUGCAGCAGCCGACUCCGAUCAAUGGCCCUUCACGAGUGAAUUCGAGUGAAUGGCGCAAUAAUCCCCAGACCGCGACGAUGGACAUUCAGCCCACGAUUUCGGAGCAAUUGCAAAGCCCGCCAGACAAUCAGCCUAUGAAGGUCCACACUAGAACCUCAGACGACGGCACAUCUGCUGGCUGGAUUGAGGCAGUCGGUGUGGAUCACAGCUACCGACCUCCUCCCGAAAGACCGGUCAAGCCAGUCGCAUGCUUUUUCAUCCAGCCUCGCGUGGCUGGAAAGACAUGUGACAACUACUACCGCGCCAUCUACUUGAUGAAGCGGUCACUGAAAGAGUUCAACAACACCUUGGCCAUGAAAUGCGGCAUCGAACCUACGCAGGUAUUGCGAACGUACCGCAUCAACAGGGAUGGCCUAACCGUACUUUUCGACGACGAAUGCAUCCGCGAACUCCCAGAAGGACAGGACAUGACGGCCGAAUUCUGCGAGGUCCAGCCAGACACCCCAGUAAAACCAAAGCGAGAGUGGGACGCCGGACCCACCGAUAUCCAGUGCGAUGGCGACUUGCCGACCAUCGAGAAUGUCAGCUCCACCGGUUAUGAGCUGAAGUUGCUAUUUUGA
Molecule: messenger RNA, 2424 nt
Organism: Pseudocercospora fijiensis CIRAD86
Lineage: Eukaryota; Fungi; Ascomycota; Dothideomycetes; Mycosphaerellales; Mycosphaerellaceae
Exons: 3
Biological process (GO): regulation of transcription by RNA polymerase II
Cellular component (GO): nucleus
Molecular function (GO): RNA polymerase II cis-regulatory region sequence-specific DNA binding; DNA-binding transcription activator activity, RNA polymerase II-specific
Source: RefSeq, a predicted model, not a curated record